AUGGGGAAAAGAAAGAGGAGGUCCGAUAACAAGAAAACACCACCACCUCCAGACUUGGCACAAUGUGAACCCACGGUGGAUCUCACGUCUGAGCAGAGAUCUUCUGAACCGGCUGAAAGCAAUGCAACACUACGCCCUCCGUCCUUUAUGGAAGCUUUGAAUAACUCUAUUAAGAAAUCCCCUCUCGAUCAAAACCAUGGUCCCACUUCUCAUUUGUUAUUGUCGAGAACUUCUCGUCAUACAUUGGGCCGCCAUUAUUCCAGACGAAACUUGAAUAUCACUUCCGACGCAUCCCCUUCCAACUCCAAGGGCCCUCCUCCAUAUGAUCAUAAGUUGUCAUUCAUUCUAGACAGACAGGACAUUUCAGACUCCCCAUAUAGUGACAGCCGAGGCCGAAUAUUCGUGAAACCUGAGAGGAUAAGGUCGAACUCAUUUGCUCAGAAUGGGGAAUUGCGUAAAAUGGAGUGUAGGUUAUGUAACAAGCGUCUAAGGAAGCAUCCCUUUGUGAUCGAUAAUUCAAUCUCGUCCAGUGAUCUUUCUGUUGUGGCAGUUUUAGUGUGUGGCCACGCUUAUCAUGCAGACUGCCUGGACCAGAAAACUGAUCAGGAAGAAAAGCACGACCCUACUUGCCCGCUUUGUGUAUGCCGGACAUAA
Molecule: messenger RNA, 654 nt
Organism: Striga hermonthica
Lineage: Eukaryota; Viridiplantae; Streptophyta; Magnoliopsida; Lamiales; Orobanchaceae
Source: the annotation of a GenBank genome assembly